GUUCACCACUUUCACAUUCAGUCAACCUGUUAGUAGAAAAUGCCAGAUCAACGGACUCCGGCAUUAUCUUUAGUGGCACUGCCAGAGUUUUCACCAGCAAUUUUGCUUGCUGGGUCCCUGGUUAUUGCUCUGCUUGUAAUUGCCUUUGCUGUAUCCAUAACUCGAUCGAGGUCAUCGAAAAGGGGGAACCUCAUACUGCUAGCGGGAAAUGAAGACGCCGGCAAGAGUGCUGUUUUAUCAACGAUAGUUUACGAACGCACACUUCCGUCACAUACGUCGUUCCAAGUCAAUAGCUCGCUCAUACCAGAAUCGUUCUUAUCAAAGAAGCAAUUGCAAAUAGUUGAUAUCCCUGGACAUCCUCGUCUGCGAGAAUCUUUCAAGACGUAUGUUCCUGACGCUAAGGCAGUCGUGUUCGUCGUCGAUGCAAGCGCCAUCACAAGAAAUGGGCGUGAAGUGGCUGAACAUCUGCACCACGUCCUCCACGCAAUCAUCUCUCUCCCACCAAGUCACUCGCUUCCCUCUCUCCUCAUCCUCGCACACAAAACCGACUUACUCACCUCAAGUUCAACACAAGACCGCUCUUCACUCGCUAUCUCCCGAGUCCGUACCGUCCUCGAACGCGAACUCGAGAAACGCCGUUCGGUCGCAGCAGGCGGCGUCGGCGUCGAAGAUCUCGGUGCAGAAGGCGAAGGUACUGAGAUGGGUGGACUGGAGUGUGGUGGAAGUGGAGUAUUCCGUUUUGCUGAAUGGGAAGGAGGUGAAGUUGGGUUUGCCGCAUCGUAUGUGAAGGUUGGUGAACAUGUAAACCAAGAGAAGGCGGGUGAGAAAGGUGGUGAUGCAUCUGUUGGAUUGGAUGCACUUAGAAAUUGGCUUGAAGAUCUUCCAUGAUACCACACCUGAUUCAAUUCGUAUUUUGUACUGUAAAUUCUAAUGCUCUAAUCAUCU
Messenger RNA from Fomitiporia mediterranea MF3/22, 945 nucleotides. RefSeq lists its product as uncharacterized. The record is from RefSeq and is a predicted model, not a curated record. Gene Ontology annotation, cellular component: Golgi apparatus. The transcript has 4 exons. Gene Ontology annotation, molecular function: GTP binding. NCBI's taxonomy places the organism in Eukaryota, Fungi, Basidiomycota, Agaricomycetes, Hymenochaetales, Hymenochaetaceae. Bases 40 to 888 code for a protein of 282 amino acids. Gene Ontology annotation, biological process: Golgi to plasma membrane protein transport; intracellular protein transport; protein localization to organelle.